Molecule: messenger RNA, 2059 nt
Organism: Harpegnathos saltator (Jerdon's jumping ant)
Lineage: Eukaryota; Metazoa; Arthropoda; Insecta; Hymenoptera; Formicidae
Product: arrestin domain-containing protein 17
Exons: 7
Coding region: 312-1526 (404 amino acids)
Biological process (GO): protein transport
Cellular component (GO): cytoplasm
Source: RefSeq, a predicted model, not a curated record
CUUCCACGGCGACACGUCAUUCGCCGUCUGCGCGAACCGGAUGGUGCUAUGGUACUAACGUCGCGUGCACCAGGCGUGUGUGUCCUCGUUCGCGGCCGGCUUUCACGAGCGGCUCGAUAUAGCGCGAGCGACUCGCUCGGAUCGCGGAACGCUGCGGAAGGCCACGGCGACGUGGGACGCAAACGUCAGCAGCCGUCGUCGUCGGAUCCCACUCGCGAAUGGAGUGAUCGAGGAAGUGCAGUCGUCGUCGUCGGCGUCGAGGAGACCGUAGACGCGUAGCGAGGUAAACAGGUCGCCACGGGAUUAACAACAUGGGCCUCAAGGACCUUCGUGUGGUGUUCGACAACCCGUGGAGCACCUAUUAUCCCGGGCAAACGAUGACGGGCACCAUCGUCGUGGUGUUGGACAGCACGAAGAAGAUUCGCGGCAUAAGCGUGAAGAUAAAGGGCGAGGCGAAUACUUGCUGGACCAAUGACAAGCAGGAGAUGGACGAGAGAGGACAAUAUCGGGAUGAAAGUCAAACCGUCACCGCGCACGAGGAGUACUUUGAAACGAAGUACUAUUUGGUCGGAUCCGCCUCGGGCGGAGAGAUAGAGAUACAGUCCGGCGAGCACAAGUUUCCAUUUGCUUGUUCCUUACCGGACAGCUUGCCGAGCAGCUUCGAGUCGGACUUUGGACACGUCCGCUACACCGUCAAAGCCACGCUGGAUCGACCUUGGAAGUUCGACCAAGAUGUCAAGAGUCCUUUCACAGUCAUCUCGCCUUUGGACUUGAACACGGAACCGCGAGCAGUGGAACCCGUUCAGGCAGAGAUGAGCAAGACGUUCUGGUGCUUGUGUUGCGCCACGCCAGCGUUGACCGUAAACUUCUCGCUGCCGGUUCGCGGCUACGUGCCUGGGCAGUCCAUGCCGGUGAAGAUAAAUGUGGAGAAUCGGUCGAGCGUCGUCGUGAACACCGUGAAAUUGGUGCUGGUCAAGGUCGUGACCUUUCGCGCUACCACGCCGCACUCGGACAGCCGAACGGAAGAGAUCGUAGUGACGGAGGUCAGUAAAGGACCGGUCGAGGGCGGCGGCAGCGCCGAUUACGAGCAGCAUCUGGACAUUCCGCCCUUACCGCCGUCGAACCUCGCCAACUGCGGCAUUAUCGAUCUCGAGUACAAUCUGAAAGUGGAGGCGUGCGUCGAAGGAUGGUAUCAUCGGAACCUAUCCGACAAGACUCUUAUCUUCGUGGGCACGGUUCCGCUGGCCGCUUACCACACCCCGAGCGCUCCACCUGCCGCUGAUGUGGCCGCUGCUGAUGCUCCGACGAAGCCGCCAGCAGCCGGCUUCGUCGUACCUUCGGCCAACAAGGCGCUGCCUCCGCUGCCGGAAUCUCAACUGUAUCCGAACUUACCUCCGCCAUCCUUCGAGGAGUCGGUUUACGGCGCCAGAAAUCUCCGCGAACGCGGGGAGUCGGAAUACGUCUACGGUUUAGCCAAUCGCUUCGCACCGAAAUACCCGGUUUAUAAUUUCGCACCAGCACAGUAAUGAGUGAGAAGAAAAGAGAGAGAGAGAGAGAGAGAGAGAGAGAGAGAAGAAGAAGAAGAAGAAAAAGAAGAAGAGGAGGAGGAGAAAACAGAGGGAGAUUGCUGUCUUGAGAUGAAUUUUGAUAAAAAUUAUUUCGAAGCUCGCAUUAUACGUCCUCUUGGCCCACUCGCCGACGAAAAAUCUCAGAAAAUACGGGAUUCGUCUUAGAAAGUACGUGGAUUCGCGAGGCAUCCGUAUGCAGCCUCAAGUGGUCAAGUGCUCUUGAUCGAUGCUUAAGCGACAUGUGAUUUGAAACGCACAAUUUGUAGCACACAUGAUAGAGUUACACAAACAAACGCCUUUUCUACCUGGCAUUUAUAUUUUUUUACGCGUAUCGUUGCGAGAUCGCGAGAGAGGAAGAGAGAGAGAGAGAGAGAGAGAGAGAGAGAGAGAGCAACGAAUAGCGGCCAAAUUCCUUUCGCCUCGCGGUACGACGUCGUUUACAUUACAAAAUCGCGUACACACGAUGGAAUUUAUACACGCAAACACGCGCG